This is a messenger RNA of Pedinophyceae sp. YPF-701, 405 nucleotides long. The record is from the annotation of a GenBank genome assembly. Lineage: Eukaryota; Viridiplantae; Chlorophyta; Pedinophyceae.
AUGUCCGACGAGCAGGCGAAGGCCGCAGCUGCGGCUGCCCAGGGGGCGGCGGAGAGCGGCGAGCCGACCAUCUUCGACAAGAUCAUCGCGAAAGAGAUCCCCGCGACCAUCAUCUACGAGGACAGCAAGGCGCUCGCAUUCCGCGACAUCAGCCCCCAGGCACCGGUGCACUUCCUCGUCAUCCCAAAGGACAGAGACGGUCUCGUGCGCUUGGCGAAGGCGGAGGAGCGCCACAAGGAGCUCCUCGGCCACCUGAUGUGGGUUGCCAGCCAUGUAGCUUUGCAGGAGGGCGCGACAGAUGGGUUCCGCGUCGUGGUCAACGACGGGCCCAGCGCGUGCCAGUCCGUCUACCACCUCCACCUGCACGUCAUGGCCGGCCGCCAGCUCACGUGGCCGCCGGGGUGA